Fusarium proliferatum ET1 is the source of this 1467-nucleotide messenger RNA. RefSeq lists its product as uncharacterized. The record is from RefSeq and is a predicted model, not a curated record. Gene Ontology annotation, molecular function: NADP binding; flavin adenine dinucleotide binding; N,N-dimethylaniline monooxygenase activity. NCBI's taxonomy places the organism in Eukaryota, Fungi, Ascomycota, Sordariomycetes, Hypocreales, Nectriaceae. The transcript has a single exon. The coding region runs from base 1 to 1467 and encodes 488 amino acids.
AUGGCACCACAAUCAGAAGAACCCAACACCUUUGAUGUUAUCAUCAUCGGCGCUGGCAUCUCCGGCAUCAACGCCGCCUACCGUCUCCAAACAGAAGGUCCCUCAGACUUGACCUACGCCAUCCUCGAAGGCCGCGACUCCAUCGGCGGUACAUGGGAUCUCUUCAAGUAUCCCGGCAUUCGAUCCGACUCUGAUAUCUUCACCUUUGGCUUCCCAUGGAGUCCCUGGAAGCAUGACCAGUCGCUAGCACCAGGUGACAAGAUCAAGGACUACAUGAUCGAGUCGGCACGCUCGACUGGUAUCGACCACCAUAUUUGCUACAAGCACUCCGUUUCAGAAGCCAACUGGUCUUCUAAGGAGAGGCGAUGGCAGCUUCAGGUUACGCGACCUGGUGAUGAGAAGCCUGUUACCUUCCGCAGCCGAUUUCUACUCCUCGGUACUGGCUACUAUGAUUACCAGACCCCUCUUCAGACUGUGAUUCCUGGAAUUGAGAAGUUCAAGGGCAAGGUCAUCCACCCUCAAUUCUGGCCCGAGGACUACGAUUACACCAACAAGGAGGUCGUCAUCAUUGGCAGUGGAGCUACAGCCGUCACGAUCCUUCCAUCCAUGUCCGACAAAGCCAAGCGUGUGACCAUGUUGCAGAGAAGUCCAGGCUACAUCUUCCCUCUCCCAUCAAGCAGCUUCUUCACACGUCUGCUCUUGACUGUUUUCCCCGCCAGCAUCGCUCUAUUCCUCAACAGACUCCUCUGGCUGGUCCGAAGCUAUCUUACCAACGUGUUUUGCAAGUCGUGCCCAGGUCUGGCCAAGAAGCUCAUCAAGUAUGUCACCAUCAAGAAUCUUCCUCCCGAUGUCAGCUGGGACCCUCACUUCAAGCCUCGAUAUAACCCCUGGGAGCAACGAUUCUGCGCCAGUCAGGACGGUGAUUUCUUCGCGGCUAUUCGCUCGGGUAAAGCAAAUGUCGUGACGGAUAAGAUCAAGACUAUCACCGAGAAGAGUAUUGAGCUUGAGUCUGGAGCUUCAUUACAUCCCGACCUCAUCGUCACAGCAACUGGUCUGAAGGUUCGUUUCGGUGGAGGUAUCAAGUUCAGCGUCGACGACGUUCCCUUCAACGUUGCCGACAAGUUCGCAUGGAAGACCGUGAUGCUCCAGGAUGUACCAAACCUGCUUUUCAUGUUCGGCUACGAGAAUGCAUCGUGGACACUUGGUGCCGAUGUCAGCGCGAGACUGUUUGUGCGCAUUCUGAAGAAGAUGACACAGAGCAAGACUAGCGUUGUGGUCCCACGUCUUUCUUCCUCAAGUGGUAUGCCAGUGAAGCCAAUGAUGAGCCUGUCAUCGACAUAUCUCAAGACUGCUAGCUCUGUGUUCCCCAAGGGCGGCACGGGUUUGUGGAGUCCCAAGUCGAAUUACUUUGCGGAUAUGGCUGGCGCGAGAUGGGGAGAUAUCUCUACGGGGUUGGAGUACCUGUGA